Messenger RNA from Myotis daubentonii (Daubenton's bat), 1029 nucleotides. RefSeq names its product melanoma-associated antigen B2-like. The record is from RefSeq and is a predicted model, not a curated record. Lineage: Eukaryota; Metazoa; Chordata; Mammalia; Chiroptera; Vespertilionidae. Gene Ontology annotation, cellular component: nucleus. Gene Ontology annotation, biological process: negative regulation of transcription by RNA polymerase II.
CCGUCCCGCCCGCGGCCCACGCCGGUCCCUGCGCCGAAGGCCGCCGCCAUGCCUCGCGGUCGGAAGAGUAAGCUUCGCGCGCGCGAGAGGCGCCAACGCGCCCGCGCCGAGGCCCGAGCCCGGGACGCCCAGGCUGCCGAGGGGGCGGCCGCGGGCGCCGUGUCCGUGUUGGGGAACGCGCCCCCGGGACCCCCGAGCGGCGCGGCGGCGGCGAGAGCCCGAGGCCCGGCCCCGAAGAGCAAGACGUACCCGUGGGCGGCGGCGGCCGAGGGCGCGGGCCCCGACCUGCUGGCGCAGAAGGCGGCGCUGCUGGUGGAGUUCCUGCUGUACCAGUACAAGACGAAGGAGCCCAUCCGCCGCGGCGACAUGCUGCGCGUGGUGCACAAGCGCUACCGCAAGGACUUCCCCGACAUCCUGGCGCGCGCGCAGGAGCGCCUGCAGCUGCUGUUCGGCCUGGAGCUGCAGGAGGCCAAGCCGCACGGCAGCGCCUACCUCCUGGUGGACCCGCGUGGCGGCGGCGGCGGCGCGGGCGGCGCGGGCCCGGGCCCGGGCGGCGCGGGCGGCGGGCGCUUCCCGCGCAGGGGCAUCCUCAUGCCGCUGCUGAGCGUCAUCUUCCUGAACGGCAACUGCGCGUCCGAGGAGGAGAUCUGGGCCUUCCUGGGCACCAUGGGCGUCUACGACGGCAAGAGCGACUUCGUGUUCGGGGAGCCGCGCCAGCUCAUCACGCGGGACCUGGUGCAGGAGCGCUACCUGGUGUACCGGCAGGUGCCGCUCAGCGAGCCCCCGCGCUUCGAGUUCCUGUGGGGCCCGCGCGCGCAGGCCGAGACGAGCAAGAUGAAGGUGCUGGAGUUCCUGGCGCGGCUCAACGACACGGUGCCCGCCGCCUUCGUGCCGCACUACGAGGAGGCCCUGCGCGAGGAGGAGGAGCGCAUCCACCGCCCGCUCCGGGCGCCCCGCGCCCCCCGGGCCGCGCUCCCGGCCGCCAAGCGCCAGGGGGCCGCCCCCUGCCGGUACCCGCACCCCGAGUGA